AGGAGCGUCCAGGACUCGCCACGUCCCCGCAGAAAGCAGUCCGUCCUGCAUUUGGCUCCCCUCCGACAUUCCAACAGUGAAGAUGGAUUUGCCACAGAAAUAUGGUGGAAGGCUUUCCUCCAGCAAGGCCGAGCCCUGGAGCUCAGCGGACGGGACGUGGUCGUGAGGCACACGGGGCUUUAUUUUGUUUACAGCCAGGUGCUGUUCCGUGACCCCACCUUUACUAUGGGGCAGGUGCUGUGGCGGGAAGCUCCUGGGAAGCCCGGCCAAAUCCUGUUCCGCUGUGUCCAGAGCAUGCCCCCAAACCCAGAAAAGGCCUUCAACAGCUGCUAUAGUGGAGGGAUUUUCCACCUGCAGCCUGGAGACCGGCUGAACCUCCGCAUCCCUCGUUUCAACGCAUCGUUGGACCUGACUGCCCACGGGACCUUCCUGGGCUUUCUCCGUCUAUAGUGGUCUUCUCGGGGGGCCCACCGUGAGAGACAUCGGGGCCAAAGUGUCAGGGCACGAGUGCGGGCGGUGUUUGACCCAGGUACCCCACACCUCCGAGAGGGUCCAGAAGGUGGGACAAAGGCUGCGCCGGUAUCUCCGGUGCUGGCAACGCUACUGACCGCCAGAGCCUAAGACUUCUCGGUUCUGCUCCGAGCUUCGAGGGGCUGAUUGGGGAGACUCUCGGCAGACCAGGGGGGUGAGCUGGUAUUUGCUGCAGGAAGUGAGGUGAAGAGCUUAGGCCAAGCUGAGCUGCUCGAGAACGUCUCCGACCCUCCUUUUCCCAAUAUGCCAGUCUUUCCCAGC
Molecule: messenger RNA, 792 nt
Organism: Lacerta agilis (Sand lizard)
Lineage: Eukaryota; Metazoa; Chordata; Lepidosauria; Squamata; Lacertidae
Gene: TNFSF13
Product: TNF superfamily member 13
Exons: 5
Biological process (GO): immune response; positive regulation of isotype switching to IgA isotypes
Cellular component (GO): membrane
Molecular function (GO): tumor necrosis factor receptor binding; receptor ligand activity
Source: RefSeq, a predicted model, not a curated record